AUGGCGGCCACCGCCAGGAGCGCGGCCGCCGCCGCCGCGGCCACGGGCCGGUUCCUCGCCCUGCUGCUGCUGCUCGGGCUCAUGGCGCCCACCGCGGCGCUGGCCGGCUACAUCGAGGCUCUCGCAGCCAAUGCUGGAACAGGAUUUGCUGUCGCUGAGCCUCAGAUCGCAAUGUUUUGCGGGAAGUUAAAUAUGCACGUGAACAUUCAGACAGGGGAAUGGGAACCUGACCCAACCGGCACCAAGAGCUGCUUUGGAACAAAAGAAGAGGUUCUUCAGUACUGUCAGGAGAUGUACCCAGAGCUACAGAUCACCAAUGUGAUGGAGGCCAACCAGCCAGCCAGCGUGGACAACUGGUGCCGGCGGGACAAAAAACAGUGCAAGAGCCACGUUGUGAUCCCGUUCAAGUGUCUCGUGGGUGAGUUUGUGAGCGACGUGCUGCUGGUCCCAGAGAAGUGCCAGUUCUUCCACAAGGAGCGGAUGGACGUGUGCGAGAACCACCAGCACUGGCACACUCUGGUCAAAGAGGCCUGUCUGACCCAGGGGAUGACCUUGUACAGCUACGGCAUGCUGCUGCCCUGCGGCGUGGACCAGUUCCACGGCACCGAGUACGUGUGCUGCCCUCCGACCAAGGCCGCGGAGGCGGCGGCUGUGUCAAAGGAAGAUGAGGACGAGGAAGGAGAGGAAGAGGAGGAGGAAGACUAUGAUGUUUAUAAAAGUGAAUUCCCUACCGAAGCAGAUCUGGAGGACUUCACCGAGGCAGCUGCGGACGAGGAUGGCGAGGACGAGGACGACGAGGAGGACGACGACGACGACGAGGAGGAAGUGGUGGAAGACCGAGACGACUACUACUAUGACACCUUCAAAGGGGACGACUACAACGAGGAGACCCCCACGGCGCCCAGCAGCGACGGGGCCAUCUCGGCCAAGGAGAUGCCUCACGACGUGAAAGCUGUCUGCUCCCAGGAGGCGAUGACGGGGCCCUGCCGGGCCGUGAUGCCCCGUUGGUACUUCGACCUCUCCAAGGGGAAGUGCGUGCGCUUUAUAUAUGGCGGCUGCGGAGGCAACAGGAACAAUUUUGAGUCUGAGGAUUAUUGUAUGGCUGUGUGUAAAGCGAUGAUUCCCCCAACUCCUCUGCCGACCAGUGACGUGGAUGUGUAUUUCGAGACCUCUGCGGAUGACAACGAGCAUGCCCGCUUCCAGAAGGCGAAGGAGCAGCUGGAAAUCCGGCACCGCAACCGCAUGGACAGGGUAAAGAAGGAGUGGGAAGAGGCUGAGCUUCAAGCAAAGAACCUCCCUAAAGCAGAGAGGCAGACGCUGAUCCAGCACUUCCAAGCGAUGGUGAAAGCUUUGGAGAAAGAAGCCGCCAGCGAGAAGCAGCAGCUGGUGGAAACGCACCUGGCCCGGGUGGAAGCCAUGCUGAACGACCGCCGCCGCAUGGCGCUGGAGAACUACCUGGCCGCCCUGCAGGCCGACCCGCCGCGGCCUCAUCGCAUCCUCCAGGCCCUGCGGCGGUACGUCCGCGCCGAGAACAAAGACCGCCUGCACACCAUCCGCCACUACCAGCACGUGUUGGCGGUGGACCCGGAGAAGGCGGCUCAGAUGAAAUCCCAGGUGAUGACGCAUCUCCACGUGAUUGAGGAAAGGAGGAACCAGAGCCUCUCUCUGCUCUACAAAGUACCCUAUGUAGCCCAGGAGAUCCAAGAGGAAAUUGAUGAGCUGCUUCAGGAACAGCGUGCAGACAUGGACCAGUUCACGUCCUCCAUCUCAGAGACCCCCGUGGACGUCCGGGUGAGCUCUGAAGAAAGUGAUGAGAUCCCACCAUUCCGCCCCUUCCAUCCCUUCCCGUCCUUACCUGAGAACGAAGGCUCUGGAUUGGCCGAGCAGGACGGAGGGCUGAUAGGCGCCGAGGAGAAGGUGAUCAACAGCAAGAACAAAGUGGAUGAGAACAUGGUCAUUGACGAGACUCUGGAUGUGAAGGAGAUGAUCUUCAAUUCUGAGAGAGUUGGAGGCCUUGAGGAAGAGCCGGAAUCGGUGGGGCAGCUGCGGGAGGACUUCAGUCUGAGCAGCAGUGCCCUCAUCGGCCUGCUGGUCAUCGCGGUGGCCAUAGCCACGGUCAUCGUCAUCAGCCUGGUGAUGCUGAGGAAGAGGCAGUACGGCACCAUCAGCCAUGGGAUCGUGGAGGUCGACCCCAUGCUCACCCCCGAGGAGCGCCACCUGAACAAGAUGCAGAACCACGGCUAUGAAAACCCGACCUACAAGUAUCUUGAGCAGAUGCAGGUCUAA
Molecule: messenger RNA, 2286 nt
Organism: Pipistrellus nathusii (Nathusius's pipistrelle)
Lineage: Eukaryota; Metazoa; Chordata; Mammalia; Chiroptera; Vespertilionidae
Source: the annotation of a GenBank genome assembly